CUCUCCUACUCCUAUCUUCCUUCGUAUCCAGCGAACCACACGAUAUGAGAUGCUAACUCUUCCAGUAUUGCUAACGUUUGAUAGCACGGUACUGCUAUAUUAUCCCGAAGUAAUAUCACUUUCGAGCCUUACCGCCUGCCCUUGCUGGCGUCAACACUCAUUGGAACCAAGGAUUGUACAGAACUACCCGUCCGGAACCCCUUCUUUUUAUUGUUCAACAGUAUUCAUUCAAUCUUUACUCCUCCUUUGACGUUCCUUAUUUUUUUCUUUCGAGAGAGAAGAGUCGAUAUUCCACAAUUUCCGUCGUGGUGUAUCGUCAGCCUCCUCGAUCCUGUCUUUCUGCGAGUCAGCAUGGAGACCAAAAGUGGCAAAAUCUCUUGCAGGAAACGAUAUUACACGACGGAUUUAUCAGUCAAUGACGUCUGGCAUACUUCCGUAUCGUCAAGGCCAGAUGAUUUGGGGAAGAGACCUUUGCACGAUGCGGGUAAGGAGCUCGCAGCAUUCGCGUUGUAGCAGAUACUCAUCUACUACAAUUCAGUGCUCGAGUUCUUCGACAUACCCUAUUGCAACUCCUCCUCCGUUGAGUUAGAGGUACCUAGGCGGAGAUUUGUAGAUGCGACGGACUUCCUGCUGCGAAAACCAAGAUCUCUCAAAGCCCAGUACGAUGGCGCUUCCGAUACUGAGAAGAGAGCCCUGUCAAUAUCGACGCUACCUCGGAUAAGUCCUCGAACGAACAGAUAUCGUCGUCGCCCGUCGUUGAAGGCUUUUGCAAGUUCAAGCUCUACAGGGUCCCUUAGAUGUCCAGAUAGAUUCUUGCCAAGACGACCGACUCUUGAUUCGGCUGUUGAAAGCUUCCGAACCAGCAAGGAUCCUCGAACAUUGACUACUGAUGAGAAAUUGCUGAGACACAAGGAUGCAAGCCCGGAUGCUUUCAACCCCCGACGGCGAGCGACAUCUCCAAUACCUAGCGCAAAUCGUCCCAUGCCUCGGCGAAAUUUCUCUGGCAAUCGCAGUGGAAGUGGUGGCGGUAGUGUUUUGACCUUUCAACGAGACCCUACCGCCGUUAAUGGGGAACGACAAGUCAGUGUAGGUACAAUCUGGCGGGUUGGUGGCCUUGCUCCCGUCAGCGGCGUUUCAAAUGGCCGAGGGGGACUGAUCGGAAGCGGGACAAAUGCACCUCUCUAUACCACUUCUUUCACCGCAAAACCUCGGGCUCAGGAAGACAAAGAAAGACACGAGAAUCGACUUGCCGAAGCGUUAGAACUCGAUAGAGUUGGGAGAGUGUUCGAGUUUCGAGAUCCUUCGACUUCACCGCUGAAAGCAUUUAUGGACGAGAAAGGAUCCCCAGCUGCAAGAGACCACAAAACAUCUUGGCUGGGGACUGAGUGGGUGUUAGGCGGUCAAGAUCGCAAGACACCCGCAGCAGAUGUUUCUCGAAACUUGCCAUCAGCCCCUUUCAAGGUGUUAGAUGCACCCAAUCUUCGAGAUGAUUUCUAUUGCUCAGUGUUGGCAUAUUCAAAGACAUGCCAUACCCUUGCUGUUGGGCUUGGAUCUAUGUUGUAUGCUUGGUCCGAAAUGCAAGGCGUUCAUCUUCUCAAUGGCGGGACAACUAACGGGUCAUGGCUUACAUCUCUAGCAUUCUCUUCAACACAAGGCAAGAAGAGUAUCCUUGCUUUUGGGAAGUCUGAUGGAUCUUUGAAUCUUGUAUCUCUUUACGACAGCAUGCUACCGCGGUUUGAAGUUCAGCAACCGUCUCCCAUCGCCUGCCUCACGUGGAGACCGCAGAUUACGACACGUCCGUCACGAUGUCCACUAACCCCCAACAUAUCCGUUCAAGCAGAAGAUCUUCUUGUUGGCGACGAAAUUGGAAAUGUCUACUACUAUUCAGUGGAGUGGCCGCAGAGCUGGGAGGUCUCUCGCAAUGGCUGGUCCGGAUCUAUGACUCUUCUCGCACGUAUCUCAGUCCACUCCCAGCAAAUAUGUGGCCUCUCAUUCUCGUGUGAUGGUAGUCUCCUCGCUACUGGUGGUAAUGACAACCUCUGUUGUUUGUUCCGAACAAGCGAAAUACUCCACAGAACUCGAGAGGAGGCUCAAGCUCUCGAAGAGGUGUUCAUAGGCGCUGAUGGAACCCGACGUGUCCACACUCUUGCUGGGCGAGGUGGAGUGAAAGAGAUCAAGCCUGGUGCCGAGAAGCAUCGCUGGAUUCAUGGUGCCGCUGUCAAAGCAAUUGCGUUCUGUCCAUGGCGUGACGGCCUGGUUGCAACAGGAGGAGGAAGUAACGACAAGUGUAUACAUUUCUUCCACACCACAUCUGGGACAUGCCUUGCGACAAUCAGCGUUGCUGCUCAAGUAACUUCGCUGAUCUGGUCAACCACUCGCCGAGAAAUCGUCGCCACGUUUGGUUAUGCUCAACCAGAACAUCCAUACCGCAUUGCAGUCUUUUCGUGGCCAGAAUGCAAACAAGUUGCAGCAAUUCCUUGGGAGGGAGAGCAUCGUGCAUUGUAUGCGAUUUCAUAUCCAGGAGGCCCCAAUGAAAGCCAGAGCCAGACAAGUAGGGAGGGAGUUCGUAGCUUGAGCCGGACUGCUACUGAAGGCUGCAUUGUUGUAGCCUCGAGUGAUGAGAGCGUAAAGUUUCACGAAGUCUGGGCUGCUGGGCAGAAGGCAACCGUGGGCGGAGAGGGGUUGUUGGGUGGCAGCGACAUUCUUGAGGGAUUGGAAGGUAUAGACAAGGAAGGGGAUGUCAUCAGGUAGGUCUUGAGCCUCCACUUCGGUGGGUUGGAGCUUGAAGCACUCAAGGGUAGUGUGGCUCUUGGCAGUGAUGUUGCUUCGGGAUUAGAAUGAGUGAUACCCACAAACAUAUCAAUAUUUGCU
Messenger RNA from Cadophora gregata, 2871 nucleotides. RefSeq lists its product as uncharacterized. Gene Ontology annotation, molecular function: protein binding; ubiquitin ligase activator activity; anaphase-promoting complex binding. The record is from RefSeq and is a predicted model, not a curated record. The coding region runs from base 982 to 2751 and encodes 589 amino acids. Lineage: Eukaryota; Fungi; Ascomycota; Leotiomycetes; Helotiales; Ploettnerulaceae. The transcript has a single exon. Gene Ontology annotation, biological process: positive regulation of anaphase-promoting complex-dependent catabolic process; positive regulation of ubiquitin protein ligase activity; anaphase-promoting complex-dependent catabolic process. Gene Ontology annotation, cellular component: anaphase-promoting complex.